GAGAGAGAGAGAGAGAGAGAGAGAGAGAGUUAGUUGUAAUGCGCGGUGCAUUCUUCUGUGGAGGGCGAAGCGAGCAGCCAUCCGCAGGGCAGCAAGAAUUGCUCGAAAUAUCUACAAUCUCUAAACCCACAUCGCACACUGAUACGGAAAUCGGAAUUUGCAUGCAAAAAGAAACUCGUGGCGUUUUUGACCCGGUUGUAAGUCCCCAACCUUUCGUCCAAACUGCCUUUCGGGUGGAAGUUGCGCUGCCUGGAGCCACCGGGGAGUCUGGUCCCUCCGCAGCCCUGUGAGGGUUGAUUUGUCCCCUGCUGAGAGCGCAGCCUUUCAUCGGCCCGGAGGUAUCCACAGAGCAGGAGUUGCAUUUUGGAGGAAUAUCGAUACAAUGGUGGGAAGGUGAGCUGACCUGUCCUGUUGUGUCCGUCUGUCCGGCUUUCAGAGCUCCAUGUUGAGAGGAAACUGAGAAACACAACAUGUCUGCUGCUAACGUCAGCCCGCUGAUCCUCACCCUCCUCCUCCUCCUCUUACCCUCGGGUUCGAAUCAACAGGUGCCCUCUAACUGUGUGAUCAAGAGGGAGCAGGAGAAAUGCAUGGAAAUGAUCGCCUCGGACGAUCCUGGGAAUGAUCCAGAAUUUGGCUGUCCGUGGAUGUGGGACAACUUGACGUGCUGGCAGCCUGCCAGGAUUGGUGAGGUGGUCGAAGUCAACUGUCCCGAACUCUUCUCUCAGUUCAUGAAUGAAGAAGACGAGCUGGGGAAGGUGAGUCGUAACUGCACCGAGUUCGGCUGGACAGAGACCUUUCCUUAUUACAUCGAAGCCUGCAUGUAUGAGGAAAGGAACAGCAGCCAUCUGGACAUGUACUAUGUGUCAGUGAAGGCUCUGUACACCGUGGGCUACAGCACCUCUUUGGUCUCCCUCACCAUGGCCAUGGCCAUCCUGUGCAGGUUCAGGAAGCUGCACUGCACCAGGAACUUCAUCCACAUGAACCUAUUUGUGUCGUUCAUGUUGAGAGCUAUUUCCGUCUUCAUCAAAGAUGGCGUACUGUACGCCAAAGAGGACAGCGAGCACUGCUUCAUCUACACCCUGGAGUGUCGAGCAGUGAUGAUAUUCUUCCACUACUGCGUCCUCUCUAACUACUUCUGGCUCUUCAUCGAGGGUCUAUAUCUCUUCACUUUGCUGGUGGAGACCUUCUUCCCUGAAAAGAGAUACUUCUACUGGUACAUCAUCAUUGGUUGGGGAACCCCCACAGUGUGUGUGACCAUCUGGGCGGUGCUGAAGCUGCACUUUGAUGAUAGUGGGUGUUGGGACGUGAAUGACAACGCCGCCAUCUGGUGGGUGAUCAAGGGACCUGUGCUCGCUUCCAUUAUGAUCAACUUUGUGCUCUUCAUCGGCAUCAUCGUCAUCCUUGUCCAGAAGUUACAGUCCCCAGAUAUCGGUGGAAACGAAUCCAGUAUUUACCUGAGGUUGGCCCGCUCCACUCUGCUACUGAUUCCUCUGUUUGGGAUCCACUACACUGUGUUUGCCUUCUCCCCUGAGAACGUCAGCAAGAGAGAGCGUCUGGUGUUUGAGCUCGGCCUCGGAUCCUUCCAGGGCUUUGUCGUGGCCGUCCUCUACUGCUUCCUGAAUGGAGAGUAUAUCCCUCAAGGUGCAAUCGGAGAUCAAGAGGAAAUGGCGCAGCUGGACGGUGAACAGGUACUUUGCUGUGGAUCUGAAGCACCGGCAUCCUUCGCUGGCGAGCAGUGGUGUGAACGGGGGCACGCAGCUGUCCAUCCUCAGCAAGAGCAGCUCGCAGAUCCGCAUGUCCAGCCUGCAGGCCGAGACCCCGGCCACCUGAGCGACACCGGCGCCUCUUCCGGACCUGACGCUACCAGACCCGCCACACCCACCGUCGUCCCGAUGACCAGCCUCGCCAACCCGUUCCUCAACCCGUACCCCAACCCAUACCCGGACGAAACCAUGAUGGAAACCCAACUUAACUCCAGUGACCCAGAACAGCCUCCAGUCUGACCCGCCCCACCCGCUGAAACAUGACCGAACCCGAAUGUCAGGUGCCAAAUGAUGAAUCUCGUCAUGUCCCGACCUCUGACCCAGUUCAGGGUGGAACACAUACUCGGUCCACCUGUUCCUGAGCAGCCUCUCAGCUUCAAAGGGCACGGUUAGGAACUCUAGUGUAUAUCUGGUGUCUUGUCAGGCCGCAGAAGAAGCAUGGUUAUCUCUCUGUAUAUACUGUAUAUACUGUUUAUCUGGUGCUGCAGUUAUCUGCUGCUGUACAGCACAGGGGGCCAGUUAAUUACUGCAACCCUCUCACGGUGAUCAUUCCAGUCUGUCUGAGGAAGCUUUUACAUUUGUCCUCAAGUGUCAGAAUUUCCUCAAAAUGUGUUUUAGACUGUAACUACGCACUGGAUUCCUCUUUAGAUACAGACAUGAAAUGAAGAGGCCUAGCUUCAGACACUGGGCAAUGUAAAUACCUUAAAAGGGCACUCCAACUGAUUUUGCACAUGGAGAUUAGUUUGCUUGUCACGUUGAGUAUUCAUUAGGCUGUGAUGUAAAAAAUAACCCCAGUGAUGUCACAGUGAUGUCAUCAAGGUGAUUUUAGCUUGGGCUUGGAAACCACACAUUCUAAACUAAAAAACUGUGUUACAAACUGAGGGCAUUGUGUUUGAAAGACGUGGGUAUUUACCAGGCAAGCAGGGUCUUUGGAAAAGAUACAGUUUGCUGCAUUAUGGGAAAUGUAGUGUCCAGUGUCGGUGGAGCUCGCCCCAAACCCAGGACUAAAACUCAUAAUAUCUCAGCCUCUGAAUCUGAUCGCCCUGAUGUACAGUAAAUACCUUAGAUGAGUAGUUUUGUUAAAUACGUUGACGACAAUUUAAAGAAUGAUAGUUCACACUUACAUCGGUGUUGGAAAUUGAACUUUUCACCAUCAAAUCAUUGUUAUUGAUAGUGCUACGGGUCAGCUGAUACAUUAUGGACCCCCAAGUCAGACCCAAACUCAUUCAGAAAGCUCAGUAUUAUUUCCCACUACUGGCACAAGCAAUUGUUUCCUGUGUGAACUGUGACUGAUAUAUAAAACAAUGGGUGUUGAAGACAACUAGACAGUGGAAUGUCGAGAAGAAAUUUCUAGAUCUUGAGAUCUAACAGGUGGAACUUGGAAAAGCAGUGUUUAGGAGAUGGACAUAUUUUCUACAUUUAUGUGAAAUGCCAAAAAAAAAGAAAGGAAAAAAAACAAAACAUACCAGGGUUAGAUGAUGACUCAGAGGGUCUUCGGAUGUGUGCACAGUGCUGCAGUUUGCUGACUACGACCACAAACACAAACCUCUCUUUUGAAUCUCAGCACUGGGAAGUAGACGCCUUUGGAGAUCAGUGCGUUUCAAUCAGCCGUUAAUACAAAAAAUGUCAAUGAAAAUGAACUCGCGACUAAAGCGUCGCGAGUUCAGUUGUUUGCAUGAAGUUGCAUUUAUUGCCCAUGUGGUUUUGUUUACUUCUUUUGGUGAGAAUUCAGUGUUUAAUCGGUUGUUUAUUUCCUUUUUCUUCAUGAACUUUCAGUGUCUAUCGGGCUGUUGUGGAGGCCACGCGCUGCAAUACUGAUUCUCUUUGUCACUUUGUAAAGCGGAGUCUCUUCAGCAGCCUCCUGCAGGAAGUUUCAACGUCGUACUGGUUGAAGUUAAGGUGUAGACCAUCGGAAACAUCACAGCACUUCACUGUUUUUGGAAAGAAAUUAUCCUUUGAAAACAAAGGUUGGCAUUUUGAUUAAUGAGG
This is a messenger RNA of Anarrhichthys ocellatus (wolf-eel), 3752 nucleotides long. RefSeq names its product adenylate cyclase activating polypeptide 1b (pituitary) receptor type I (gene adcyap1r1b). The record is from RefSeq and is a predicted model, not a curated record. Bases 471 to 2003 code for a protein of 510 amino acids. The transcript has 14 exons. Gene Ontology annotation, molecular function: G protein-coupled peptide receptor activity; peptide hormone binding; vasoactive intestinal polypeptide receptor activity. Gene Ontology annotation, cellular component: plasma membrane. Gene Ontology annotation, biological process: adenylate cyclase-modulating G protein-coupled receptor signaling pathway; cell surface receptor signaling pathway. Lineage: Eukaryota; Metazoa; Chordata; Actinopteri; Perciformes; Anarhichadidae.